Messenger RNA from Colletotrichum truncatum, 813 nucleotides. RefSeq lists its product as uncharacterized. Gene Ontology annotation, cellular component: elongator holoenzyme complex. Lineage: Eukaryota; Fungi; Ascomycota; Sordariomycetes; Glomerellales; Glomerellaceae. The record is from RefSeq and is a predicted model, not a curated record. Gene Ontology annotation, biological process: tRNA wobble uridine modification.
AUGGCGACAAGGAUACCUCAUAUGCUGGAGAGCUAUCUCUCUCUCCCGCCCGAAUGCGCCCAGAUCCUCCUCACCAACGUCCUGGGCGCCAGCACAAACUGGCUUGUCCUGCGAUAUCUCUACUCAUACCUCAGGAAACCCGCCGCCGCAGAGGAGGGAACCCAGACGGACGACGUGCGCGUGGUUCUCGUGAGUUUCAUGAGAGACUUUGCGUUUUGGAAGGAGGGCGCGGGGAGAUUGGGACUUGACCUGGAAGCCCUUGUCCGGGGCGGGAAACUCGCCUACGUCGACGGGUUGAGCGGGUUGUUCUCUGGCUCCGCGUCGCCGUCCGUCAAGGGCCGUAGAGUCCUCCGCGGGGCGAAGCUUCCUGAUAUCCAGCGAGAGCUCGAGGCUGCGAUCUCAGAUGUGCGAGCCGCGGACGCCAAGACAAUCUUGAUUAUAGACCAGCCUGACUUGCUCCUCGCUGCGUCAGGGGAGGAGCUCACAGGACUGGCGUUAAAGAAUGUGUUGCUUGAUUCGCAGGAGAAAGUUCAUGCCUCCGUUAUUACUACUGCCGCAGACGAGCCGCUCGUCGCUGCGCAAGCCACGACGCUGGAGAAGGAACAUGCUGCUUUCGUGCUCGGUCUCGCGCAUGCGGCAGAGACUGUCAUCAGUCUGCGGCUGUUGGACACUGGCACGGCGAACGAUGUCAGCGGUGUGUUGAGAAUCACCGCUGGAGGCAACAGCGACGAGCAGAGGACGGUGGAGGAAACCGAAUUGCUGUACUUUGUGGGCAGUGACGGCAGUGUGAAAGUGUUUGGAAGGGGUCAGUGA